UUUUUUUUACCUGUUUAUGUAUUUUUAACGUUUAUGUCCGUCGGAUGGGACGUUAAAGGUUGCCCCAUGUUUAAGGAUCACAACUCCCUUGGCACGCAAAAGAUCGUUUCCCCGAUUUUCGAAAAAGAGUAGGUUCACAGGGGGCCAUCAGGGAAACUCAAACACUCACAACCAAACAUUUUUCACUUAAUUAACCGCCGUAAAAUGGCUGAAAUAUUGCCAAAACCGCGUAAAACCAUGGCCGAGUGGUUAGAGCAUCGUGCUCAAAGUCACACGGCCUUUCACCUCUGUCGGCGUGGGUUCGAAUCCCGCUCGCGCCGGUGAGAAAAUUUCCCAAUUUACUUUCGGAAGGUCGGUGUUCUCUUCCCAGGUACAUUGUAUUUGGGUUCUCUCUUCCACCAAUAAAAAUUGGGCGCCACCAGAUAACUGAAAAAUUGUUGAGUGUGGCGGAAAACAUCAAUCAAUCAAUUGAUCAGACAAUAUAUUCCUAUGCCCAGUUCGAGCGGACAACAUAGGUGGCAUACCUAUAAUUAAAAUUGGGAUGUAUUUUGUGCAAGGGAGUUAAUUAAUGUGGGGAGAACAGUAGUACUCAGAUAAAGCCCACCUUUUAUGCAGCCAGUACUUCGUUUGGGAGACUCAUAUCUUGUUUUAUAAAUAAUCUUACCACGAUUAUCUUUUAAUGCAAAUGACUUGGGGAAAAUCACUUUAAAGGAGAUUGAUUGAUUGUAUCUUGUUUAACGUCUCUCUCUAGAAUUUGUCACUCAUAUGGAGACGUCACCAAGAUCGGUGAAGGGCUUUAAAUUUAGGCCUAUGCUCGGCGCUUACUGCCAUUGAGCAGUGCGGGUUCUUUAGCGUGCCACACCUACUGUGACAUGGGACAUCCGUUUUUAAGGUCAUCUCCGAGGACCCGUGACAUUCACACCUGAUGCUGAGCGUUUGGCGGUGGAACUGUCACUACCUGUUUUAACAACUUAGGUCUGUCGCAGCCGAGAUUUGAACCUCGGCCUUUCGUAUGCGGGGCGAACGUUCUAACCUCUAGUCCACCGUGGCGGUACUUUAAAGGGGAAGGCAACACAAAAAAUUACAUGGUAAAUGAUAGGAUUAAUUAUAAGGUAAAAGAUUGGCAUACUAUUCUGUUGAUAUACGAUGUAGAUAAGCCUCAAUACUAAUUUGAAAACGUUAAAAAUUGAAGAAAAAAAAUAAAAGGUCAAGCAGCUUUGCAAUAAAAUAUCAAAACGCUAAUAGAUAACGAACAGUGAUCAAUCUCAUAACUUCUAUAAGCAAUACAAAAUAUAGAGUUGGACAAACACGGAUCCCUGGAUAUACCAGAGGUGGGAUCAGAUGCCUAGGAGUAGUAUAAGCAUCCCCUGUCGACCAGACACACCCACCAUGAGCCCUACAUCUUGAUCAGGUCAUUCAUUGACGUAUAAUUGUAUUGUUACGUAACACUUACUUGGACAAUAACAUUGAAAGAGAUCACUACGUUGGAUAAGGUUCAACAUCCAUUAAGAUGAUGACAAGCGAUUUCUGAGCAGACACGGAGCGAUAAGGCUAUCGGAAGCUAGCCAUCUUCCUGCACUCCCAGCAAACGAUUUUAAUUGCAGACCGAAACAUGGAAUCGUUCAACAGGUCUACAAUUUACGAUGAUCUCGUAAAUGUGACAACGUACGACAUACAUUUAGACAAUAAUUCAGAAAUCUCGUUGAAUUCUCUAGUUUGCAGUCCCGAAACAUCUAAUGACAAUGGAACUGAGUUGACAGGCUUGGCCAAAUUCAAUGUACUGUAUGCUGGUGUUCAUGGAUAUCUAAGCGUGGUGGUGUGCCUUUUUGGAAUCGUUGCCAACAGUGUAAACAUCGUCGUUUUAACAAGAAAAAAUAUGCUUUCGUCCACAAAUGUGUUACUCACGUGGCUAGCAGUUGCAGAUCUCUUUACAAUGCUGAGUUAUUUCCCCUUUGCUCUUCAUUUCUUUAUUUUUAAAGAGCCCGAUCUGUAUUAUUUCACAACACGAUACUUUGGAUGGAUAUGUUUCCUGCUUUUCCAUGCCAGCUUCAGCAUUGUCUGUCAUACAGUGGCUAUAUGGAUAACUAUAGCUCUGGCCAUAUUCCGUUUUCUAUACAUCUGGUUCCCAACGAGGGGAACAACAUAUUGUUCCCUGGAAAAAGCUAAGCUUGCUAUUACUUUAACUAUCGUGUCAACCAUAAUAUGUCUUGUCCCAAAUUAUAUCGUAAAUGUAAAUGGAGAUAUGCCAUACUGCGACCCCAAGACGAAUUCAAACGUAAUCAUUCACACCAUCGAGUACCGGUCCGGUGGAGCGUUCAGAGUUUUAGAAAAUGUGAAUUACUGGAUACAAGCGGUGUUUGUGAAACUUAUUCCGUGCGUUAUGUUGACCAUUUUAACCGUCCUUCUUAUUGUUGCAAUGCACCGCGCCUACAAAAAAAGGAUGGCUCUAAAGAGAAGAGGCAAAAAGGCUGAAUCCGACAAACACAAUGAGCACAACAGAACCACACUGAUGCUGUUCACAGUUGUCGUCCUGUUUCUUAUCACAGAGUUUCCACAGGGUGUGUUAACCCUGAUGAGCAGCUUAAAUAAAGAGUACCACAGUGAAAUUUACGAAAACUUAGGGAACCUACUGGACAUGAUGGCUCUGUUGAACAAUUCUAUCAAUUUUGUCCUGUACUGCACUAUGAGCAAACAAUUCCGUCACACCUUUAUAGGUAUAUUCUGCAAGUGUUGUCCGAAAAACGGACCCGGAUGGAGGAAAAUGGGUGUCGUAAGUUCGGAAAAAAAUGGAUUUGCAACUGUCACUACGCAUGUGUGAAAUUAGAUAAUACUAGAACAGAAAAUCCAUUGGACUUGCAUAAUUUCGUAAAUAUUCGUUAUGUCACAUUUCCAUAUUUGAAUUAAUUCAAAUCCCUGGAUUUUACAUAACCACAGGACAUCGAAACAUUGGUGAACAGGAAAAAGAGAUAGGAUAUUACAGGAGGACGAUUCACGUUUAUUCUUUGUUACACGUAGAGUUGAUCAUAUGGUAUCAUUUGAUUUUAUCCGUUGAUAAAGACUUAUAUUAUAUAGUGGCCAAACGACUAGUCAACAUUGAUUUAUAUCUGAACAACUUUAAAUAAUUUCAACAGAUAUGCAAAGUAGUUCUUUUAAAGGUGUUUCAUUUAUAUAAAUAACAGUUUUUUAAAAACAUAAAUUGUAUUCUUUUACAAGCUAUAAGCAAAUGGAGACUAAGUAUCAACAUUAUAUAAUAGUUAUUUCCCCCAUAUUGAUACCGUCUAUUUAACGCGUCUGCCGUGGGUGACACACCAUAUAUAGCUAAAACUCCCCACACAAGAAGCUGGUGAUAAACUAGUGAAUACCAUCAUUAGUACCGGUGAGUCGAGGACUGAUAAAUUCUUGUAAAAACCCAUUUCGGUCCCCCCCCCCCCCCAGUAAUUUGGUGUGUAAUAUAAAUGAUAUCCGAGAAUAUUUGUUAUACACUGGAAAUACUAUAGUUAAAUCCAGAGAAUAAUGCUAAAAUAUAUUCAUCCAUACUUUCUAACUUGUCAAAAGUCUAUUAGCCUUUUUUUUCCUGUUUUCCCUGCGCGUUCAUUUAUAACCCCAUUAAAUGAAAGCAUAAAUAAUUAACAUGCAUCCCCAAGUCAAUCAAGAUUACACUUUAAGCAAAUCAUGCUUUCCCUCUGCACUAUCAUUCAUAUCAAUGAACAUUCAUUUUUCAGAUGAAUCCCAGGAAACAUUUUAACUCGUUACACUAUAACCCCCAAAUUGGAAGAAUUUGCCAUCAAUGAUUGACUGUACCACGUUUUAAGUCCAGUCCCCCGUUUGUUUAUUGCGGAUGCAUUUGCCAGUUUUUGUAACUUAAUCAAUGGAAUUAUAAAAUCAUAAUUGUCAACCUUCCCCACACAAAAGUAGCAAAUUAUACAUGCAUGUAUAUACAUGGACAUUGGCUGUUGUAUUCUUACAAGUGUGUUAUGAUAUAGUAAGAGGUUGUAUGGUAAUUACAAAUGUAAUCAGAUUUCAUUGUAGAUUUUAAAGCUUCCUUUACAUGUAUAUACUUUUAUAUUGACAGUUAUCAUAAUCGGUUAGAUCGUUUUCAAGAUUAGAAAUGAAAACCACCAUUUUUCUUGUAGACAACCCAGCCAUAAAUCCCAGACAUACAUGUCUAGAUGAUAUAUAUAUAUAUAUACACACUAUAUACAGUACCUGGCCAUAAGUGAGUCAUAAUUUCAUUUUUUCACUAUAUAUUUCAUUGAAAAUGCCUUUUUGGAAAACACUUGUUGCAACAUUAUUUGUAGCUCAUUUCCAUGGAUUUGAAAUGCAGAAUUAUUAUUAGUUUUUUCAUAUAAUUUCAAAAUACGUUUAUCUGUAGGCGUUGUGGUGAUAAUCAUCCAUCAAAUGCGAAAUUGAAAUUUUACUAAACAGAUUUGGUUAGAAAUUGUAGCGUUUUGAGGUUAGAAAUUUCGCCUUCAUGAUUUCAAAAAUUAUUCUUAAUGAUCAAUGUAUCACAACUUGUUUAACAUCCAAAGAAAAGAAAAUUUGAACAAAUUUGCAUAAUUAAGUGGAAAAAUUAUGGAAAUCGGAUUGAUAUUGACCUCACAAUAAGUGUUUUUUCAAUGAAAUAUAUGGUUAAAAAAUGAAAUGAUGACUCGCUUAUGGCCAUAUACUGUAUAUAAAUAUCUAUCAUCUAGACAUGUAUGUCUUGGAUUAAUGGCUGGGUUGUAAUAUAUAUAUAUAUAAGUAACUAUCCACUCAAGUAAUAGAUUAGAACGCCGAAAAUAACUCAACCGAUUUCAUUUUCAAUCUUCAAGAGUUAUGACAUUAUUGCUUAGUUACACAUGUGUAAAGUGUAAGUUCUAAUUUUUCUUUAUUUUAUAUAUAUAUAAUAAGUCCUUGGUAUAGGCAAAUAUAGAAAAAAAAGUUUUCACAUUUAUCCCAAAGCGCUUUCGCUCUACGGCUCUUUAGUGGAAUUUGAAUAACAAUAACAUAAUUAGACGUCGUUCGUUAUUAUGACGUCAUAGUAAGAGACAACGUAAAAUAUUUGGCGCAAUAAAUGUUCGAAAAAGCUCCAAGUAAUUAUACAUAGAAUAGUGAGUAACACAUAUUCACAUGCUUAUAAACUAUUUCAAUUCACGAAACAUCAUGAAUUGAAUUGUACAUUGAUAGUAAGUUAUCCAUUGAGUUUCGGGUUAAACUUAUUAAUGAAAUAUUGUUCUUUUGCCCGACGUAAUUGUUUAUUUUCUUCUUUAACUUUAUAAAAUGGAAUUUUUUUGAAACGUCCUCUUCCGCACACAUCAAAGUGUUCGCUACAGAGAGUGUUUUUCCCAGAUGGGUUCCUGAUUUGCUGUUUAUGGACACAUACUCGGUCAUAAAUUAACACAUGCACGUUCAUGUAUGUUUGGAUUCGUUGCAUAACACGUUCUUACUCCUAUCAAGAUUAACUGUGGAGAAAAAUUAACUAGAGUAAUUUCUGAUAAUAAUUAUUUUUCCUAAGAAUUGUUGCUGAAACAGAAAAGUAAAGUACUCUUCAUCAUAAUUCAAGUUCACACUUCCCGUAUAAAAAUGGUAUUUUUCAUGUUCAUAUUAUAACAACAGUGAAUAAGAUACAACCAAAGAAAGAAAAUGUCUUUAGACAAGUAUCUAAAAACCAUUUGUCACCAUUGAAUCAUUAAAUGAGAAAGUAGGUACAUUUGUAUGGUGAAAGACAAUAAUUACAUGUAGGUAUUGGAUUUUGUACACGUUGUUAUAUGUUGUUAAGGGCAAAAUUCAGAAUUAUUCAUCAAUUAUAACGUCUCUACGUCCGUCCACUAUUGUCAAGUAGAGCGCUAUUCGAAAUUAAGCUAAUGCUCCUUCUCCCCAGAGUGUUACACAUUUUAGAAAAUAAACAAAGCUAAUUCUAACAGUUUAUUUUUCCGUGCAUAUUUCAUGUUCGUAUUUCGGUCACAAUCCAUCAUUGACGUUUGUGUAUGAAGCUGCUAUGAGUUGCCGUUUUGUUGAUUUCAGUAUGAAGGAAAUCAAAGUUUGUCGGUAAUUGUCUUGUUAAUUCAUGUUUAAAUGCCUUAUUACACAACUACCUGUUGUAAUAGAAAAUUGUAAGUAAGUAUUGAUUGGCUGUUAGUUGUGAAUAAAAGUUGUCGUCAUGGAAA
Molecule: messenger RNA, 6146 nt
Organism: Ostrea edulis (European flat oyster)
Lineage: Eukaryota; Metazoa; Mollusca; Bivalvia; Ostreida; Ostreidae
Product: G-protein coupled receptor dmsr-1-like
Exons: 3
Coding region: 1613-2818 (401 amino acids)
Biological process (GO): G protein-coupled receptor signaling pathway
Cellular component (GO): membrane
Molecular function (GO): G protein-coupled peptide receptor activity
Source: RefSeq, a predicted model, not a curated record